Raphanus sativus (radish) is the source of this 459-nucleotide messenger RNA. RefSeq lists its product as uncharacterized. The record is from RefSeq and is a predicted model, not a curated record. NCBI's taxonomy places the organism in Eukaryota, Viridiplantae, Streptophyta, Magnoliopsida, Brassicales, Brassicaceae. The coding region runs from base 1 to 459 and encodes 152 amino acids. The transcript has a single exon.
AUGGUCUGGUUUGGAUACUGCGACGACGAACCCGACUCCUUCAUCUCCUUCGACCCAGUCUUCACCAACAACCUCAACAACAACCCUAACUUUGUCUUUGAUUUCGUAUUGGUUUACAGGAAAGCCCCCAGACGCUCAGAUUCAGAUUCAGACGAUGAUCUUGAAGACUUCUGCAAUUUAGAUACCCGAAUCGUUCGUCAAACCCACGAGUUCGAUAGAGCGUGGCUCGUCGGUGGCGAUAGGGAGCAGAUAGAAGCCAACGUCUUUCAUAUUCUUGAGAUCAUCCAAGUUCCUUCUUUCUCUGACAUCGUUCAUACGUUAACCAUAGAUAUCUUGGAUUUAAAGAAACACGAGUCCGUGUCCGAUUCGCCGGAGAUUGAGAGGAUACGGGUCGAGAUUGAUACUAUCGUCCCGAGUUUUCCCGAUGAUAACGACGAUUUUGAUCUUGACUUCGAUUGA